Molecule: messenger RNA, 5932 nt
Organism: Hydractinia symbiolongicarpus
Lineage: Eukaryota; Metazoa; Cnidaria; Hydrozoa; Anthoathecata; Hydractiniidae
Product: TATA-binding protein-associated factor 172-like
Exons: 40
Coding region: 157-5676 (1839 amino acids)
Molecular function (GO): ATP binding; DNA binding; ATP hydrolysis activity
Source: RefSeq, a predicted model, not a curated record
UCCGCCAUUCAGAAUUCGUCUCGUGGGCAAAAAUGGUGGCCUGCUUGAAACAACCAUAAUGGCAGACAUUCACUGCAAGUAAACUCCAGAAUUCCAAGUCAGUUAAGUUGGUCAUCUACAUAACUUGUAAUGGAAAAAUAAAAAUUUCUUAAAAAAAUGUCCACACGACUUGAUCGUUUGUUGGUCAUCCUAGAUACUGGCUCCACUCCUGUCACUCGAAAAGCUGCUGCAAAGCAACUUGGUGAAGUACAGAAGCUACAUCCUCAUGAAUUACCAAACCUUCUAAAUAGAGUUUUAGUUUACUUGAAGAGUAAAAACUGGGACACAAGAAUUGCUGCAGCACAAGCCGUAGAAGCUGUCGCAUGUAAUGUGCCAAAAUGGAAUCCUGAUGGUGUGAAGGUAAAGGAGGAAGAAAAUCACGAAGAUGAGAAAAAAGUUAACGAUGGAAAACUAAAAUUUGAGCAAUUUGACAUAUUAACAGUUUUGGAACGUGGUGAAAAACUGCUUGGUUCAGCUGGAGAUGAAUUUGAUAUUGAGGAGGAUGCAGCAUUAGAGGGACUAAGUCAUCAAGAUGCAGUUACCCGUCAAAAACGACUGCUACGAAGGAAGCUAGGUUUAGAUAUGGUUGGCGGUUUGGAUAUGGGAAUGGACAAUCUAUUUGAAGAUGAUGAUUUAGUCAACAACAGUAAAAUGGAAACAAAACUCACAACUCAACUUUCUGGUGAGAAUGCUGCUGAUGUUGUUGCAUCACAAAUUGCUGCGAUUUCAUCUGAUGGACAGAUGAGUUCAAGAGAAAAGAAUCGAGCUAAAAGAAAGGCAAAGUCAUAUGCCAAGCAAAGAUCAAAAGAACAAGAAAAUAAAAGUUUUGAUGGGAGCGAAAAUGGUCAACCUGCAGAAAAACGACAACGUAGGACUCAAAGUGUACUUGUUGAGCAGCCCAGCGAAGAUAAAUUUUUAGUUGAUAACGUUGUUAAUAAUUCGUUGGCACUAGAUGAGCUUGACAACUGGCCUUUUGAAGAUUUUUGUGUGGAACUAUGUAAUGAUCUUUUUAAUCCUGCUUGGGAAGUCAGGCAUGGCAGUUCGUCUGCUCUGAGAGAAAUUAUUAAACUGCAUGGAGACAGUGCCGGGAAAAGUAAGGAGACACAAGUACUCAAAAUGAGAGAGGCAAACACAUCUUGGCUUGAGGAUACAGCUUUGAAACUGCUUUGUGUAUUCGCAUUGGACCGGUUUGGUGAUUUUGUUUCAGAUGAGGUGGUUGCACCAGUCCAUGAAACAUGUGCACAAACUCUUGGCACAGUUCUACAUCAUAUGACUAAUGAAAGUGUUUUAAAAGUGUUUAGCAUACUUAUAAAACUUCAAGAGCAAAAUGAAUGGCAAGUUAGGCAUGGAGGACUGCUUGGUUUGAAAUACAUGCUGGCUGUCAGAAAGGAUAUGGCUACUGAACUUCUACCACAUACGUUACCUUGGAUUUUAAAAGGCUUACAAGACGGUGAUGAUGAUGUUCGAGCUGUAGCUGCUGCUGCACUUCUUCCUGUUGCUGAAUUUCUUGGCACAACAUUUCCUAAUGAAGUUGCGGUUAUUUCAACUAUUUUAUGGGAUAUUUUGUUGGAUUUGGAUGAUCUGACAGCAUCCACAAACAGUGUCAUGUGUCUUUUAGCAUCGCUUGUUUCUAUUAACCUUAACAUGCAACACGAAAAUACUGACAGCAACAUGAGCGAACUGGUACCAAGGUUGUGGCCAUUUUUUAAACACAACAUCACUUCCGUGCGAAUGUCUUCCCUAAAAACACUGGACAUUAUUCUGUCAACAUCAAAAAGUACUUCUUGGCUACAUUCUAUUAUCCCUGAACAAAUGAGGCAAAUUUACCAAAGAAUUGUAUUGGAGAACGUUGAUGGCAUUAGAGAAGCAGCGUGUAAGGUUUGGGCCAUGACUGUGCGAUGUUCUCCUCCGCAGCAACUUGAACAAGCCAUAUACCAUCACGCUCCAACAUGGUUUCGUCUAGCAAUUUAUCCAGCUAAUGUCCCUAUAGAUGGUACCCUGUUAACUUAUGACAAUGUUGCUGGCCCUAUGACAGGCACAGAAAAGGGGAAAGCAGAUGAAGCAGGAAGGUCUUAUUACAUAGCCUCCACUGAGAUGGAAGCAGACACUGCUGUAAAAGAUUCAAAUGUGUUAAAGUCGAGAAUAAGUGCAGCAAGAGUGUUUGGCAUUUUAUUAACAACAUUAUCAUCGUAUUCAUCCUCGCAACCUGUUGUGUACAUACUAAAUGCUGUGGAAACAUUGCUUGCCUCUUCUUCUGCUAUUCAACAAAUGGUUGGCGCUAUGGUUGUCAAUGAGUGGGCGAAAGCAAGUGUGAAUGUUACAUGUCCGCAAAAUAUUAUUGUAAAGAUGCAACAGGUUUUAACGAAUCAAAUAAUGUACGAAGAAUUGUUAUCUCUUCAUCAACGUUUGCAGAUGGACACACAGGCUUUGGUUUUACUAUUCAGAGAACAAAACAUUGAUAUAUCUUCCUCCAUUCCACCAGGUUCAUACAAUCUUGAUAGUGCGUCUAUGAUAGCUACAGCAAAGUUUAAUGAAUUCUCUUUAAAACUACGACCAAAGGAUUUGAAAGCUGCAGAAUCCAAACAGCAAUCUUUGUUAGUUACAAUAGGAAAUAUGCAGAGUGAGUUUCAGAAGCUUUAUACAAGAGUUCAGUCAAGUGUGGCAGCAGCAUUGAUUGCAUUGCAACAACUACCUGCCAAACUAAAUCCUGUGAUACGACCUAUAAUGGAUUCAGUGAAAAAAGAAGAAGAUUCUCAAAUGCAAAAACGGACUGCAGUAGCGCUUGCACAGUUGCUAAUGUUGUGUGUAAACAGAUCUCCUUCUCCUAAUGGGAAGAUCAUCAAGAAUCUCUGUUCCUUUGUUUGCAAUGACACCAACCAAACACCACCUGUUCAACUCGAUGGCUUAUUGUCGAACAGUAAUUCACCUGUCCCAACUGAAGAUGGCAUGACAAGUUCAAACAACAAAAGUGAUGCUUCAACAUGUGGUACCUCGCUUGGUAUUUUAACACUUCACCGAAAACAGAAAAACGCCAUUCAAAAUUUACAAUCAAAACGUGGAAGAAUAAGUCGAUGUAAUUCUUCACAAGCAAUUAAAGAUGCUUCAUUGACUUCUUCGCUAUUCAACCAGACAGAAACAGAGGAGAAUGCCAGAAUUUUAAGAAUUCAACGGCACGGAGCAGAAACAGCAUUAUCUUCUUGUGCAGACAUUUUAGGCGAACAUCUACCAACUGCUCUACCAUCCUUAUGGGAAACAAUGUUUAUCAUGCUAAAAGAUAAAGUUAUGGACCACAAAUUAGUGAAACAACAUAUGGUUGACCAGGAAGAAAUCAAACAACUGAUCACAUCAAUGCAAGUACUUGAAACAACAGCACGGUCAUUACAUAAAGCACUAAAGAUAAAGCUAGUUCAACUGCUACCAAACGUUAUAACUUAUCUUCAAUAUCCAUUCACAUGUGUCAGGCAUAUGGCUGCAAGAUGUCUGGGUACAUUGAGCAAGAUAAUCACAACUGAAACGAUGGAAAUUAUUCUCACUAAAGUUGUUAGUAUUCUUGGUCAAAGUGACGACAUCAUAGGAAGACAAGGUGCCAUUGAGGCGUUAGUCAACGUGAUUGAUAAUUUGGGUAUUGAUAUUCUACCAUAUAUCGUUUUGCUCAUUGUGCCAGUCCUUGGAAGGAUGAGCGACCAAGUAGAAGACAUUCGAUUGAUGGCAACUAGUUGUUUUGCUACUCUUGUUCAGCUCAUGCCACUAGAGGCUGGCAUUCCAGAUCCACCCUGCAUGUCAAAAGUACUGAUCGAAAAGAAAGAAUCUGAAAGGCGUUUUUUGGAACAACUACUUGAUGGAACAAAGUUAGAUCAAUUUGCAAUUCCUAUACCAAUUAAAUGCGACUUAAGAAAGUACCAACAGGAUGGAGUCAACUGGCUAGCUUUUUUGAAGAAAUACAAUCUUCACGGUAUACUAUGCGAUGAUAUGGGACUGGGUAAGACACUGCAAUCCAUUUGUAUAAUGGCAGCAGAUUACCAUAACACGUUAAAGAAGUACAAGAUUUCAGGAAAAGAAGAGUUCAGGCCGCUCCCUUCUUUGGUGGUUUGCCCACCCACCUUAACAGGUCACUGGUGUUACGAAGUUGAGAAGUUUUGUCACAAGGAACACUUAAAACCUCUGCACUACACUGGUUCACCUAACGAUCGCCAAAGGCUGCGAGAAUGUUUUUCGAAAUACAAUUUAAUGGUUGCUUCAUAUGACAUCAUCCGCAACGACUCAGACUUCUUCUUAUCAAAGCAUUGGAAUUAUUGCGUUCUUGAUGAAGGCCAUAUCAUCAAAAACAGUAAAACGAAAUUAUCAAAAGUCAUCAGGCAAUUGAAGGCGAACCAUCGGUUGAUACUGUCUGGUACACCGAUACAAAACAAUGUACUUGAACUCUGGUCGCUAUUUGAUUUUCUAAUGCCGGGCUUUCUUGGUUCGGAAAAAGAAUUUAUAGCUCGAUUUGGCAAACCAAUCCUGCAGAGCCGAGAUGCGAAGUCAUCCUCAAAAGAGCAAGAAGCAGGAGCUCUAGCCAUGGAGGCUUUACACAAGCAGACUCUCCCAUUCUUGCUUCGAAGAGUAAAAGAGGAUGUACUACAAGAUCUGCCACCCAAGAUCACUCAGGAUUACUAUUGUGACUUGAGUCCUCUGCAGGUUAAACUAUACGAAGAUUUCUCAAGAUCUCGAGCGAAGAAAGACAUUGAUUCCACCGUGAGCGUCGAUGAAAAACGCGAGACGAAACAACAAACGGGUCAUAUAUUCCAGGCCUUACAAUACCUACGAAAAGUGUGCAACCAUCCGUCACUUGUAUUGACGCCGUCACACCCUGAAUACGACGUCGUCACGCAAAACUUACGACAGUCGAAGACGCCACUUUCUGAUUUGCAACAUUCUGGGAAACUUAUGGCCUUGAAACAGCUUCUGCUGGAUUGUGGGAUUGGUGCUACAGAAUGCACGAGUUCGGAAGAUACUGUCAACUCUGUAGUGUCGCAGCAUCGCGCGCUUAUUUUUUGCCAGUUAAAAUCUAUGCUUAAUAUUGUGGAAAAUGACCUUCUGAAGUCUCACAUGCCAUCAGUUACGUACUCAAGAUUGGAUGGAAGCGUCCCAGCUGGGUCCCGCCACGAUAUUGUUCAAAGUUUCAACAACGACCCUUCUAUUGAUGUGCUGUUACUCACGACGCACGUAGGAGGUCUGGGUUUGAAUUUAACUGGUGCUGACACUGUCAUCUUUGUAGAGCAUGACUGGAACCCAAUGAAAGAUUUGCAGGCUAUGGAUCGUGCGCAUCGUAUCGGGCAAAAGAAAGUCGUAAACGUAUAUCGAUUAAUCGCCAGAGGAACGUUGGAAGAAAAAAUAAUGGGGUUGCAAAAAUUCAAGUUGAACAUCGCCAACACAGUGAUCACUCAAGACAACUCCAGCCUGCAUUCCAUGGAUACUUCCCAGCUUCUAGACUUGUUCACUGUCGACAGUGGGCGUGACAACGAAAAGAAGAAGGCUGGGACUAGUAAGAAUACUUCUAUGAAAGCAAUCAUGGAGGACAUGGAAGAAUUGUGGGAUGACAAACAGUAUGACGAUGAAUAUAAUCUCGACAAUUUUAUGGGGUCGCUUAAACAGUGACUGAAUUACUGAAGCUAAAGUACGGUGUGCACCAGUGAUACUUGUUAGCUUAUAUAUGAGUAGUGUGGAUCACACUUUGCGCAUUGGAUAAGCUAUUAUGUAGCGCAUGCGCAUGAAAGGAUAUCUAAAGAUUUUUAAUGGAUAACUAUAUUGUUAAGAUUGCUAACAUUUGUCGGCAACAUAAAAAAGAAAUUUUGUUAACAAGAAUUUUUUUGUAAUUCGAUAAAUAGGAAAUAACAAGAAAACCAUUUGCAAA